Molecule: messenger RNA, 492 nt
Organism: Lactuca sativa (garden lettuce)
Lineage: Eukaryota; Viridiplantae; Streptophyta; Magnoliopsida; Asterales; Asteraceae
Source: RefSeq, a predicted model, not a curated record
AUGUUCUCGAAGUCUAGAAAAAGUGGAGGUAAAGAAAAAUGGUGCGGGAAAUGCAAAAAGAAAAACUCUAUAAAAAGUAACGAGGAGGUGACAUGUUUUAAGUGUGGAAAGCAUGGGCAUUACGCUGAUGAAUGUACAUUCAACAAAAGGGUAUGUUACGAAUGUAAUGAAGAAGGGAACUUCAAGCAGGACUGCCCGAACAGGGAAGAAACUACAAAGCCAACUGUACCACUGAAGCAUAAUGAGAGAUCCGACGAAGAGGUGACUUGUUACAAAUGUGGAAUGAAAGGUCGUUACGCCAAGAAGUGCACAUCCGACAAGAAGGUGUGCUAUGGAUGUAACAAAGAAGGGCAUUUUUCUAGAGAUUUCCCAAAGAAGAAUGAACCAGCAAAUCCAAAGGCAUUCCACAUGAUCCUCGAUGAAGCGAAAACAACGCGAGGUUUCAAGAAUGAAAACUUCAUAUCAAGAUAUAGUCUGUAUCAGGAAGUGUAG